AUGCGGUGGGAGGCGGAGGCUCCGCGGAGCGGGAACGCUCCUCCGAUUCUGAACUUCGAGGUGCGAACUCAUCCGACGCCUCCGGAUACGUAUCAGGAGUCUGUGUGGGGCAUUCCGUUGGAGGGGCUAGACUUGGAUUCGAGCACGGCGCGCGCGACGCCUUUGUUCCCAACUAAGCAGCACCCACAGCCAAUAGGUGCCUCGAUUUGGACGGGCAUUCUAGACGACCCAAUUUACGCUCCUGGUGCCAGUGGCUUCGCGCCCCAUGCUGCACUUGGUCGCGAUCAAUCGGCAGCCGUGUACAGAGAACUUUCGCCUACAACAAAUAUACAUCGCGAACAGUCAGCCGGCCCCACCGUUAGACGUGGAGCCGGCCGCAGAUCUCUGGACAUACACGCUUCCCACCUUAAAGGUGGCUGUGAAGAACGACUCGACGCGAGCCCCUACCGGGAACAUUCCGCUGCCAACUCCUCCUUCGCCACCGACUACGUCAGCUCAGGCCGCCUCGCCGCAGUCUCCCCACCCCCCCGUCUUGCCGCUUCGCCACCCAUGCAACCCAAACGCGUUGAAACAGGUGGCAGCGGCCUGAGACGCUUCUUCCACAAGAAAACGACCGAGGACAAACUCAAUCAACUCGCCCGCGAAAACGGUAAGCAACGACUGACCCUCCCGGUUCUAUUACCCGCCUCUACCACGCGCCUGCAAACACGGAUCUUUGUGUCAGCACUCGUGUGUGCACAAACUCCCCCUCGACCCAGACUGGUGGCAAUCACUCUCCUCUGUGGCGCUGACUCUCCUCCGUGGCGCUGA
This is a messenger RNA of Gregarina niphandrodes, 810 nucleotides long. RefSeq lists its product as hypothetical. Bases 1 to 810 code for a protein of 269 amino acids. Lineage: Eukaryota; Apicomplexa; Conoidasida; Eugregarinorida; Gregarinidae. The record is from RefSeq and is a predicted model, not a curated record. The transcript has a single exon.